This is a messenger RNA of Amphimedon queenslandica, 963 nucleotides long. RefSeq lists its product as uncharacterized. Bases 16 to 645 code for a protein of 209 amino acids. The record is from RefSeq and is a predicted model, not a curated record. The transcript has 3 exons. NCBI's taxonomy places the organism in Eukaryota, Metazoa, Porifera, Demospongiae, Haplosclerida, Niphatidae.
AUAGAGUCUAAAAACAUGAAUUACUUUACAUUCACUUUUGUAGUCAUUUGUAUCUACAUUGCAGGAACUUCUGCCCAGACUGCUUGUCAGCCUUCACAAGGAUGCAGUGUUGGAAUACUAAUCACCAGCACAGUGUCAACCAGAAAUAUCACAUGUCCUCUUUCAGGUGGUUUUGCAGCUGCUGCAGUUAGUGCGACAUUGGGAGCGCUACCUGCAAGCUGCAAUGUCCUUCCAUCCAACCUAUUUCAAGUUUACUGCAGAGAAGAAGGAGUACUGACAGCAAUAGGAGGAACAGGAACAGGAACAGGAACAGCAGCUGAGACACCAAACUAUGCUAUACUUGAAACUUUGAUAAUGUGCAAUUCAUGCACCCAAGGCACGUUGAAUAUACCAAGGAGAAUUAGGACCAGCACAAGGACAACAAGAAGGCGUACACAGACUGGAACAGGAACUGGAACUGGAGCUAGUACCAUUUGUCCACUCAGUCUUCCUGCAACAAGGAGCAUUGUGGUUUUUGGUAUACCUUAUCUUGCCACAAUUGCAAACAGAGGCCUCAUUGGAUACUACUGUUCUAAUACUCAGCUUAUUGCUGGUGGAACACGUAAUGCUUUUUGUGUUUGUCCUUCUGGCUGUACUGCUAAUUAAGGGUCUUCAAUAUUAAUAAAUUUUGCUCUAAUACUUCUAAUUUAUAUACUAUAAACAUACAUCUAUAUAUAUAUACUUGUCAAAUAUUGAAUCUCUUGUUGUAAUUUCUCUUUCUUUGUUACAAAAUUUUGCUUAUAAUGAAAGGCAAAUUACCAAAAAUAACAUAUGCACUGAAAAAAAAAACAUAUUAUUAAACAAAUUUUAUGCAGAAAAAAUCUUGAUAUAAUAACAACUUUUUAACUACUGAAAUUAAUAAUAAUAGUGAAAAGAAAACAACACAAGAGGAUCAGUAACAGUAAACUCUAUAGUUUAGUAUUA